AAAUUAACCCCCCCCCCCUCUGGAAAAACGCAGCGGCAGCCGAGCACAACGCAAGCCUCCCUCCCCCGCUCCCCGUUGGAUCCUCCACCGCCUGCUCCUCCCCAAUCCGCCGCUCGUCCCCCGGUGCAGUGGGGCGGAGAUCUACCCUUAGGUUGGUUCCUCCUCUUGUUCUGGUGGUUCUUCUUCUUCUUCGGCGCUCGAGAUCGGCAGCAGGUGACGCCGAAGGACUUUGUGGCGCCGAAUUCUCCAGAAAUUUUAGGGGUUCAACUGAACUCCCAUGCCCGACGCCACUGGGCUUGGAAUGGGUCAUAAAGGCUCUAAGGGAACUCCAAUGCCAGGAAUGGAAGACUGCACGACAAAGGAUUUGGAGAAGGUUCCUGCCCCCUUGGAGGUGAUCAAGUCAUCCGUUGGCAGUGACGAGGAUCUUGGUGGAGGGCCCGCUCUGACUGGGAAGAAAAGGAAGGGUGGUGCGAAGGGUUCUGUGGUUGAGAAUGGGAGCAUGACAAAGAGAGUUUUGAGGUCCGACUCCAUGAAGCUGCGUGCGGAUGCUGAGACAGCGGGUGGAGUGGCCAUGGAGUUUAGCAAAAGUGACAGUUUGGAGAGGAAUCACUGUGAGGCUAUUGUGGAGGCUGAUGCAAGCGGGGUGCUGACAGUUAAUACUUACAAUGGCGAGGAAGACAGGGAACUGGGUAAUGUGAACGCGAGUGAAGUUUCUGAAGAGUCAGCUAGGUGUUCUGAGAAUAAUGUGGAAAUUUCUGGUGUUGCUGUGAUGGAAUCUUCUCAAGGGAAUGGCUUAGGCACUCAAGGCAGCAUUGCAGAAUUAGAUGAUAAGAGAGUCAGAUCAAAUGAAACAAUCUCCACUGAUGAGAAGAUCUCCGCUGUAACUCAUGACGAGCAGGAUGAGUCUAUGGCUGGAACAAGCAGUUUGAGUAUUGAUGAGUCCCAAGCUGACAAGGUGGGCCAUGGGCCUUGCCAGGGUGAGGUCACAGACCCAUCAGCCGUUGCAAAUGAUGACAAAACUAGUACGGGUUUGAGCAGAAUCAAUCCUACCAGUGGAUCAGAAUCUGUUGAACAGGAGGAUACUGUGUUUUGUACUGAGGGAGUGGUACUCCAUAGCAGUGAUCAGAAAGUUGGGAAGCAUUCUCACAAUGACGAUGUACGGAAAACUGAGGUUUCUUUGAUUGAGGAUGAAAGAUGCACAGUAGAUAACCGCACUGAUAUAACUGAGUGCACUAAGCAGGAGGGGAGGGGCAGCCUUGUGAAUGAAACCAAGGAUGUUUCACAACGUGACAUUGUCUUUACAAGGAGAAACUCGAUUACUAGACAAACAUGUGAGGCGAAGCAGGUGAAAUGUGAAGAGGAGAUGCGAUUUGAGAAGCGAGUUACAAGGUCAUCUACAGUUAGACAGAAAGAAGCUUCUGGAAGCUCAUGCAAAACUACCACAAAUGAGGCUAAGUUAGGAAGCAAAGGGAUGAAGGGAGAUGCCCUUGCUCACUAUACAAGGAAAGUGAGCAGUAUGGUAUCCCCAAAAGCUCAGCACACUGAGCUGGUAGAACUUAAUACCAGUGCGAAGAAGCAAACAGUAAAAGGAAAGGUUGUUGAUCAGAGGGACUCAGAUGUCACUGGGCAUGCUGAUCAUGCGAAUACCACAGAAAACGAGGAAUCGGAAAAUGAAAUAAAGAUCAAUUUAAAGUCGCAACAACUCAGAAGAAGUAUCAGCAUUGUUAAGAAAACAGCUGAAGUCGCUGCUCCUGCGGUGGAUCAGAACAUCUCUGGUUCAGCCAUCACUGAAAGAAAUGAUACAGAGCAUACGGAUUCUGAUGGAGUUAAAUCUGAAAACAAGACUCCUGUGCAGAAACCAGCAUUGUCAGUUGGUGCGAAGAUUGUUGCCAGUAAGAAGAGAAUAUUGGAAUCAGGGCUUGAUAAACUUGCUGGAAGGUCACCAGUUGCCAUGCCAUCCAAGAAAAAGCCAAGAGAUGCAUCUUCUGAUACCGAGAUAGAGCAACCAAAUAAGUCUUCUGGAGAGAAACUUGUUGGGAAGAACUGUGGUUCAGACAAUAAACGUGUUUUGAGGGAGCGGCAGCAUCGCAAACAAACAGCCAAUUCAAGCAGAUCUUCUAACCACUCUAAUCAAAAUGCAUCUAAGCUGACACACGCUGAAUCUGAUGAUGAUGAGACUGGCAGCGAUACUUCCUACAGGAGAACUCGUAGUGGACGUAGUCGUGGUGCUGACCCUCUGGUCCUGAAAAAACUAGAGGACUCUAGUGAUUCUCAAGAAGUCGUUAUAGUGAGGAAAAAUCAGCAAAAAGGGAAAGAUUCUGAGCAUAAACAAAUGGCCGGAUCUAAGUUGAAGCAUUCUUCUUGUCCUUCCAAAGCAGGUCGUUUGGGCAGACCUAUUCUGACUAAAUCUGAAUCUAGCUCCUUAUCUCUGCAAGCAGGAAACGGGAAAGUGAAGGCGCCUGAAGGUAAGGGAAAGGUAGACAGGGCUGUAAGCCCAAGUGAGCAGAUAAAUACAGGAAGCCUUCGCGAAGAAAAGAAAAAAAUAAGUGAACAGAUAAAGGCAAUACUUCUGGAUGCUGGUUGGACGAUUGAUUUAAGACCCAGGAAUGGCAGAGAUUACAAGGAUUCCGUGUAUAUACCUCCUAGUGGCAAAGGAUCUUACUGGUCAGUCACAAAAGCAUAUUAUGCGUUUCGUGAAGGUGUGGAAUCUGAAAAAAAGGACCGUUCUAAAAGUAGUGUAUCAAAAAAGUCUGCUGGUAGCAUUCGCGAAAGGCAUGCCUCUAGUUCUUCAGGGUGUUCUUUAACAGAGGAUAUCCUUAGCAAAUUAAAAAGAGUUGUUGUGCACAGGCGGACGACCAAAGUAGAGCUUCAGAAGUUGAGAAAGAAGAAACAUGGUUUGCUGAAUAAGUUUAAGAAAUCUAAGGGCAAGUCAAAGGAAAAGAAGAAUAAGAUUACAUAUUCAAGAAGGCUGCAUUUAGGCAAUGAAAGAAAAAAGCGAGGUGGCUGUGCUCUACUUGCUCGUGGAUCAAACAAGGAGUCUGGAAGCGGCACUGAUGGUUUUGUUCCAUAUGAAUGGAAACGCACAAUUUUCUCCUGGUUGAUUGAUCUAGAUGUUCUAUCAGUCAACACUAACCUUAAAUGUAUGGAUGAAAGCCGCUCAAAAGUUUUACUAGAGGGUAUAGUCACUAGGGAUGGGAUUAAUUGCAGCUGCUGUAACAAGGUCCUUUCAGUACUUGAAUUUGUGGCUCAUGGUGGUGGUGAAGUGAAGAAGCCAUACAGAAAUAUACUUGUAGAUGGGCUGGACAUUGACCUUUUACAUUGUCUCGUUAAUGCGUGGAAUAAGCAAUCUGAUUCUGAAAGGCAGGCUUUCUUUCCUAUUAGCAUCGAGGGUGAUGACCCGAAUGAUGACACAUGUGGUAUUUGCGGCGAUGGAGGCAAUUUGAUCUGCUGUGAUGGAUGCCCCUCGACAUUCCACAUGAGUUGUCUAGGACUGGAGGCGCUUCCCUCUGAUGACUGGUGUUGUGCAAACUGCUCAUGUAAAUUUUGUCAUGAACAUUCUAGUCAUGACGCUGAAGACAUUGCUGAUGUUGAUUCUUCAUUGCAUACUUGUUCCCAGUGCGAAGAGAAGUAUCACCAAGCCUGCUCUCCUGAGAUUGAUUCCAUAACCAGCGUUUCCGGUCAGUCAGGCAAUUUAUUCUGCCAACAAAGUUGCAGACUGCUGUUUGAGGAAUUGCAGAAUCUUCUUGCAGUUAAGAAGGAUCUUGAACCAGAAUUUUCAUGCAGAGUUGUUCAACACAUCCAUGAAGAUAUACCAAAAACAGUCCUUGCUUUGGAUGAAAGGGUUGAGUGUAACUCCAAGAUUGCUGUUGCGCUUUCCUUAAUGGAUGAGUGCUUUCUUCCAAUUGUUGACCAGAGAACUGGCAUCAACUUGAUUCGCAAUGUUGUGUAUGGCUGUGGAUCAAAUUUCGUUCGACUGGAUUUCCGUGGAUUCUAUAUAUUUAUUUUGGAACGGGGAGACGAAAUAAUAGCUGCAGCAUCUAUCAGAAUACAUGGAACCAAGUUAGCCGAGAUGCCAUUCAUUGGUACCCGGAAUAUGUAUAGGCGCCAAGGGAUGUGCCGUCGACUUCUAGAUGGAAUCGAAAUGAUCCUCAGCUCUCUCAAUGUUGAGAAGUUGAUCAUUCCUGCUAUCACAGAACUUGUGGACACCUGGACAUCUAAAUUUGGAUUUAGUCCACUUGAAGUUUCUCACAAGCAAGAAGUGAAGUCUAUUAGCAUGCUAGUUUUUCCAGGUACAGGUCUUCUUCAAAAGCCAUUGCUGAAGAAAGCUUUACCUGACGAACACCUAUGUUCCCAAGGAGCCAUUUAUACAGCUGGUGCUGUUUCCUCUGCAUACAAGACCGGGAAACCAUAUGAUGUGGCCAAUGAACAUACUCUUUGCUCUGUUGCAAAUGCUGACCCCCUAGGUUCGGAGGUCACAGAGUAUGUGAACAGCAGCAAAAAUGCUGACGGUACUUGCGACGACGAGUAACCUUUGGUUGCAAUUUUUUGGGCCAAUCAAAUGGUGUACCUGCUUACCAAGAGAGGGCCCCAAGCUUUAGACAUGAAGCCAUGAGUAAUCUGGGAAGAGGGUGCGUUUUUUGAAGAUACCUCGCAGCAGUAGCCCUGUUGUUUUGCCCAGAAAUUGAUGACUCAAUUGACUCAUCGGCCUGGACUUACAGAAUCAGCCUGUGCAGUACUGAGAAGCGUUGACCCCGAUCAUCUAACUUUGUGCGACUGCAAAGUCCACAUGUAGAACGCGGAUGAUAAUUCCGCUAUGUUUUGGUUUUAAUUUAAACUGUUAACUUAAACUCCAAGGGCCAAUGGAGCCACCAAAUCGUCGUAUUUGCUCUUAGUUGGCAUUUUAUUAAUAGUUUUAUGUUUGUGCAAGCUCAUUCCUGCAGUCAGAUCUCAUUUCUGUAAGAUAAUUCUCAUCUCUGUAAGACAAUUAAUGUAUGGGCAGGAAGAAAAUUGUCAA
Messenger RNA from Phragmites australis (common reed), 5014 nucleotides. RefSeq lists its product as uncharacterized. The transcript has 11 exons. Lineage: Eukaryota; Viridiplantae; Streptophyta; Magnoliopsida; Poales; Poaceae. Gene Ontology annotation, biological process: negative regulation of DNA-templated transcription. The coding region runs from base 278 to 4528 and encodes 1416 amino acids. The record is from RefSeq and is a predicted model, not a curated record. Gene Ontology annotation, molecular function: acyltransferase activity, transferring groups other than amino-acyl groups; transcription corepressor activity.